Ornithodoros turicata is the source of this 7234-nucleotide messenger RNA. RefSeq lists its product as uncharacterized. The transcript has 5 exons. Lineage: Eukaryota; Metazoa; Arthropoda; Arachnida; Ixodida; Argasidae. Gene Ontology annotation, biological process: positive regulation of DNA-templated transcription. Bases 239 to 1168 code for a protein of 309 amino acids. The record is from RefSeq and is a predicted model, not a curated record. Gene Ontology annotation, cellular component: nuclear body.
CUCAGAGUCGAGCGGUCGCUAUUCGGGCCGCUUGUGAGUGCGUCGCACAUGGAGUGACGCCGCUAUGCGAAGCAAUCUGCGUUGGCCGACGAAAACCGACAGCUGUGCAAGUAGCAGACGACGCGUCUCCUUUGGGCCUCCCAAUAUGGCGGCGUGCUCUGUCUGGUAACUAUCAUUAGCGGAGGGAGGACUGAGGCGCCGCCCUGGCGGGAGACCCCGCGACCGGGUGAGGUCCAACAUGGAGCUCGCCCGCCGGUCCAAGAAUUUCAGCGUCGCGGAAAGUGACACUCUCAUCACACUGUGGAGCGAUCCAGAGACGCAAAAGAAGUUCGACUCCGCCUACAGGCAUUCUGUCAUCUGGGAAAUGAUUGCCAACAAGCUGCGCAUGCACGGAUACGAACGCUCCUCCAUCGACUGCAAAACUAAGAUUAACAACUUGAAAGCGACGUACUUCAAAUUCCGCCGGAUCUACAGCGCAGGCUAUCCUGUCGACUGGCCGCAUUGGAACAAAUUGCACGCCAUCUUGGGCAAGAGACCCGUCCCUCACUCUUGGAACAACUACUACGAUGACGAAAGGACCUCCGAGAGCAGAAUCGUCAGGGCAGAAAAUGGCAGCAUGCAUUACGACGAGCCCGAAGUGGAGUUCCCGGAGUUCCGAUCAGGGGACUUGCAGUUCCAGAACCUACAACCCAUAGGGAGGCAUCCGGUGACACCGAAAAGGGAGCCCAUAGAAGAUAUCACCUUAGAACCGGAAGUUAAUAUCUGCUACGACGGCGAUAAAAGUUCGAACAAACGAAAAGAUAGUGAAGAAGAGUGCGAAAUUGACCUCAGGAAAAAGAGAAAAGAAGAUGAGCUGGAUAUACUUCGGCGCAUCCUCAAAGUGGAAGAAGAAGCCCUGGAACUGGAGAAGAAGCGAGCACAGGAAGAGGCGGACAUUUUCAAGGCAACCAUGGCAUUCCUGGAGACGGCAACUAGCUUCAUGCAGGGCCAGACGAGUCGGCCGGACAGGCCGCAGAACUCUGCAGGAACGCCAAGGCCACAGACAUCAUCCAGUUCCUAUUGCAACGGUGUCAGCGGAUUGCCUGUGGUGGGAGCGCCGCUGUACACUACUCAACCGUCCUUCUACUCAUCCUCUUCUGUAGAUUCUCCCGGGAAAUCUGAUCCAUGAGCGUUACUGAUGCAAUCGAAGGUGGUACUCGCCUUAUUCCAGAGUUGGGCUUGCUUUUCACGGUCGCUUAACAUGAGAAGAACAGCAGCCUCACCUCUACCGGUGCCCCGAGUUGCUUCGAACACAGCAAGUGUGAGGAGAACGUUCGUCAACGAUCAAGUCAUCCGGAAGCAGAUGGUUCCAAGGUCAACACCAUGAUACGCUCGCUAUCUCAUUCCCAAAGAUCUUCCCCUGAACUCAUGGUAAAAAGCUGCGAGUAUCGAGCUGACGAACUUGAUCAUGCUGCCGGACUAUAGAGUUUGACAGUCUCACCGUGACGACUUUAGCAAGGACAAGUGCACUGUGAACAUAGAAGGUGUCAUCGAUCCCUGCUGCCUUUGGAAGAAAGUCUUUCCUCCACUACAGCAUGACCAAAAUGUGCAUCUCAGCCGCAUGUAGCCCCAUCGUCUUUAUCAUUAGGUUAUUUUUGUUUUUACGUGAUUGACUCCUUCCUCGCGAUGCGAUUAACCAGUCUGGGACCAUCACGGUGCUUACGCAGUACCUUUUUUUGUAUUGAGCAGUAGUUUGUACCUAUUGCGGUACUAACACAUUUAUCAAGCACUCAAUUUUACAUUGCAUGUGCUUUCGUUGCACGUGUUUCGAGGGAUGCAGGGAUAUGGAUACGAGGACACACGUAACGAACAAUACGACAUUACCUGCAUGCAUUAGUACACUCUUAGAAAUGGAUCUUCUAUCGUGUCUUCUACAGACACCCUAAAAACAGUAAUUUAGGGGUUUCUACGUAGAGACCACGCGAAAGCGCGGGGAAUGACGUCGCAUCACGUGGUUUCCCUCGUAGAAGCCACAAAAGUGGUGUCUGUUUUAUGCUUCACAGUUUCCUCCUUUCCCGGUCCUUUCCCCCUCCCCGCGUGCUCCUGCUUCCCCUCUCCCCCGGUGCAGGCAUGGCAGGCAGGCUUGCAGUCCACAGAAUUUGUUUCAAAGGGGAUUGAAGACUUUAUUUCGGCAACGUUGUGAAAUUGUGGCAGUGAUACAGUGAAUAUUGACUAGACUUGCAAACUAUGCAAAAUACCCUGUUCACAGAGAAAUGACUCAGAGAAAAUAAAAAUGAAUAAGAACCACACAUAGUCAAAAUAUCACAGAUUGCACAAAACGGCGCGGGUCGACGCCGCUGUUGCGAAACUAUUUGCAAGCUUGAAACUCGCUACGAAACAAGUUUCGCUGGGAUGCAGACCUGUUUGUUGCUGCUGCUGCUGUUGACAAAGACGCAUUACAAAGUGGAUAGGAACAACAUUAAGCGUAAUAAAAGUCAAUAUCGACAACAGUGAAAGGGUACGAACUAUAGCUUAUACUAAAACGAUUAUAGGUGAGGCAGCGAGGAGAGAAAAAUGGUACAUUGGUACCACAGCAGUACCAAGUAUAUAGGAGUAGAGAUCAAAGAGGUAUCUUACUGAAUGCGGUCAUGGUCGACAGGUGAGUGUUAGCAUUGGACGCAUGUUCCGGGUAACACUUGUGCCGUGUACAGGCUAAUAUCUGUCAGUCUUCGGUAUGAAUCGCACGCACAUUUCCUCCAGGCGGCACACCAGUGAAGUCUUCGUUGGUGACGUCCAUAUCCACUGCGGCCAGCUGAGACAGAGAAUGGUUACUCAAACCACGGUCAAAACGAGCCCCCGAAAGACAAAAAAAAAAUCCUGCGCCAUACACAAACUUUAGCUCUCGUGAAGUCCACGUUUAGAGGCAAUUCUAACAGAGCGACAAACCGGAUACAGCUGAUAACACAUUAGCGUCUCUCGAAUACCUUCACUACUCAACUUCUCAAGCAUCACUACAUAACUUUCGUUGACGUUCUGUCACGACCGCCAUGACACUUCCAUUCGCACCUGCACCCUCCAAAUGCUCGUUAGAAGCGUGGGGAAGUAACAGGUAGCCACUACAAUAGUAGUGCUGCUAGCAUAGUUAUCGCAAUAAAAUUUAUUAAACGGAGGUGUCUUACCUGUCAAAGAAUCCCAGAAUUACCAAAGCGAGGAAACACUGGCGGCAAGGCAUCGAAGAAGAGGUGUGACCAGUGCCGCGCCACCAGCAUGUCUUGCCCCAUCGCACAGUUCACGUGACUCCGGUCCUCGACGCCGGUCUGGUGAUCACUCCGAGCGCAUAGAAACCACGGCAAAAAUUUAGACAACACGAAAUAGACUUCACGACGUCCAAUUCCAGGUCACGUGAUAAACGUGUCUUCUACACGGCGUACGCGCCAAAAAAAAGCAAGACAAUUUUUUAUGGUAUUUUCUUUUCUCCCGGGUCACGUGGGCAUCUGUCGUCUAAAACUUGGACCUUGAGCGUGAAUCUAGAAGACACGGCAGCUCUGGAAGGCACGAUAGAAGACCUAUUUCUAAGAGUGUACUGUCGGUAGUCACAAUAUUAUAGAAGAGGCUACACAGGUGUUUUACCUACCGUGUCAAUGCCACAAAAUUAUAUUUAAAAAUCUACUUGUCUGAACAGCGCCGGGGUCAACCCUAUUCAUCUCAGGGGAGAUUUUGCCAUUACAUCUGAGCACUUUUAUCGAAUUCGCGAGAAAUUGAAUUUUCCCAAUUGAACGCCGAAAUUUGCCUAGUGAACAUCGCGAUUUUUUUUUUUACAAACAGAGCGCAUGCAGUAAUUACCCCACUCUAGUACAAAAUACGUUCACUGCUACAAAGAUAGUAGCUGAAAACAAAUGCGAAAACCGUCUUUUCGAAGAGCGCAAAUUGGCGGCCAAUUUCAGUUUUGCGCCAAGAUAAUGCAAGAUGCAGCGAAAGGAAGACUGUCACCCGCGUCUUCCGUUUUCAGCCGCCCCUUCUCUCUCUUCUUUCAGAUAACUUUCCGUUGCAACCGUGUUGCCGUUAUCAGAAGGAGGUUGGAAAAUGAAAAGUGGAAGGCCAGGUAUACAUGGCCUCCUCGCAUCGCUUCUUGCGGAGAUCUGAGCGCGCGGCAGCGAAUUUGCGCUCCUCGAAAGGACGGUUUUCGCAACUGUUUUUUUUUCCCCCGGCUAUUACAUUGUAGUAGCAGUGAAUGUAUAUUGCACUAGAACGGGGUAAAUCCUGCAUACCAUUUCUCUUAUUGCAAAAAAAAAAAAAAAAAAAUAGAAAAUAAGAAAACGAAAGACAGAAAAAACGUGACGUUGACUUGACAAAUUUCGGAGUUCAAUUGGGAAAAUUAAAUUUCUCGCGAAUUAAAUUUUCAUAAAAGUACUAAGAACUAAUGGCAAAAUCUUCACCGAGUUAAAUAGCGUUGAUCCCAUAAUGUUGAGAUAAGUAGAUUUAUAAAAUAUAACUUUAUGACACAUUAGGUGAAACACCCUGUAUAUUACAUGUUCUUUCGCAUAUACUUUCCUGCAACGUGCAAACAGAAAACAAACUCAAUGCGACGAAGAGGUUACACAUGCCAGCACAGACGACAACAAAACUUACCUUAGUCCGUUGUAAUAUAGCAACAUCCACGGUUUGUGAACAGUACAUUAGAAUAUAUUCUUGAUUAGUUCCAUUGCCGAAUUUGUGUGGCGAUACCCACAAUUUUGUGGAGAUCACUAAUUAAGCUUUGAAGUGGAAGGUCAAUAGUGAUGCAUAUGUUGAAUGCUCCUUUACAUCCAACAAGCAGAAGGAAAGAGGUUACAAACAUCUGCAGCGUUUGGUUCUUGGUGGGCUAUUUGCACCUGGGAUGCACUAUGAUGUGACCAGGAGGUGCUACGGCUUUUGGUGACAGAUGCGACUGACUUCAUUUCUGACUGUCUGAUAGUGGUAGUGCGAGAUAGGAACUCGAACGUGUGUCUUCUUGUGUGCAAGAUUGCGCUUAGUUUCAUUAGGAAUGAUAAUUUGAAUAUUUAUAAACCUCUCAUCUGCGACGUGAUUUACACACGCAGUAGUUCUUGUCACUUUUGUUGCAAUGUAGCAUUUAUAGUGUAGAUAUAUGUAGUUGUAUACAUACUCUGUGUGGCCCCGCAUUGUUGGAGUUGUUGAGCUGUUACCUGGAACUCAAAGAUCGUUUGCUCUUCGCUGAGGUUUCCUGAGGUUAUAUGAACAUUAUUUAGCUAUGGUGCCCAGGCUUGUUGAGUGCUAAGUAUUGGACAGCGUAUAGUGUUUGCUCCUGCUGUAGGUGUACGAAGCCGCUGUAUAAACAACAAUGCAGGAUACACGUAGACCAAAUGUGCUGCCAUUCGCGCGCAAUAUACGACGUUUUGCCGUAUAUAUUACGAGGGGCAUUUUAUUUGACUUUUCACGAAGAACUGCAGCUGCUAUCUAAAGAAUAAGUAGGAGGUGCUGCUCAAAAUUUAGGACCUACUCUAUAGAAUAUGCUAUGCUUUCCUUGUUCGCAAUUGACUUUGAUUCCCAUCCGGGAUGUGCCCUCGUGAGUCUUCCCAAGGACCCCAGCGUUUCUGCCAUAUUUUGAACGCUCCUUUAAAAUUGUCUUGUAGUUCUGACAUGCUGUAUACGCUUCGGUCUCGUCGUCUCUCCAGAUUCAUUCUGAAAACUGGGAAAAUAGUCAUAAUGAAUUAGAUACGGCAUUACGGAGUAGCGGAGGCCACUGCCGCGUAUUGGCUGCUGAAAAAAAUAUCGGUUUUAGGGCUGUAUGAUUUGGAACAUUAUUUCUUUCUUAAUUUGAUAAUACGUUAAAAUCUCAGAAGAGGGCAAUUCAUAACAGGGAAGGGCACAAUGGCAGUACACAGAGUACUAUCAUGUAUUCAUGAAAACGCAUACGUAAUGUAAUAGAGGACGCAGGAAACCAGCCUACGACUCUGCCUAGAAGAAAACAUGGACUGUUAUGCAGGUACACAUUUAAGAAUCCAAAAUUACUGAUUGAAAAUAUGUUGACUGUUCCGUCUUUUCGUGUCUGAACGACAGCGCCACAUUUCCGGCGGCGUGCGCUGAGAGAAACACUCUAGUGAGAUCAGCACUGCCGUGUAUCCGUGGCGCAAACUUGUUUCGAUAAGGGGUAUUUCAUAGUUGUAAAACAAUCCCUACAUCAAGAGAGUUCUAGGCUCUCCGUGUGUCAGGGGCACUAAGAUUCCAGAUCGUACGCGCAAAUCCCCUUGAUGAAUAAUGAGAUGAAAGUUGGGUUCUCAGUUUCGUUAUUGCAGACAAGACCGAACAUGUGAUCACUAUACCGGGACCUGUUCGAGGUCAUGUCACAAUGAGGUUUCCUAUGCUUGGCAUGCUAUCUCAUGAGACACGCUGCUAGUGACACCUAGAGGAGGAGCGUUGUAUCGUUCAAGUACGUAGUAAUCUGUACAGUCCAGAAAAUUUCUGCUGGUACCUCGAAUAGCGGAGGGAUGACAUAAGUCCGGAGUGCCAUAGUGUUCACAGAUAGCUAAUGGGUGACAUAGCAGAGGAGGUCACAAGCAGUGUCGUGAGGAGGAGUAUUGCCUAAUGAUUACUAGAUAAAAGCUUAUGACGAUAAUGAGCGCCGGGGUCUAACAGAUAACAGCGCGCUUGUUAACAAGAAUUGGAAUGGCACAUGUAAAGCGCCUUCCGGCAUCAGUUGGCCUGCAUUGACCAGUCAGGUGAAAGGCCUUUCGCCAGCAAGCACAUAUCGGUUUGCUUUGCUCCCCGUGGACGAGGCCAGUGUUUAACGGGUGUGGCUUCAGUCUCCAAGAGAACGGUAUCCGUUUCUCAUAUGCACUAAACCGUCAAGGUCUUGCAAUUGUCAACCAUGAAUUGUUAUUAGCUUUUCUAUUCCCCACAACCGCGAGAAGUGACAGCGCGUCCAUGAAACCACAGUAGCUACUGCAUCCCAAUGAAUGAAGUAUUUCCUUUAGUUCUCCUUUACAGUGGCUAACAUUUGUUGGAGGAACUGCUGGUGAAGUAAGACGCAAAAGAAAGUGCUAAUUUUCUCCCUUGAUCACAGUCAUUGGCAGACUCCUCACGUAAUGAGUAUUUGAACUAAAGAGAUUGUUUACUUGUUUUUCUUGUAACUGAAUGUAGAUUCUGGUACACACUGUUAUAAUCCUUCGGCUACUUUACUGCAAGUAGUCACUUACAUGUGCUAGACUCAGUUAAGGGUACGUGGCGAUCGUUGAAUAAAUGAUGAGACCUACUUGUA